CAAAGCAGGGUCAACUGGGAAUAAACAGCCUCCGAAUGGGAUUCCUUGGCCCGUUCCCAGGCCUUGCGCUGCAGGUUUUAUUUUUAAACAGAGAGACCAAUUCACCUCCGGGACAGUUGCUGUCGCUCGGCUGUGAUCUUCCCAAUGCAAACAGGGCAAAUACUUGGUUUAUUUGGACUCUUCGCAAAGCUCAAAGUCAAUUAGGAGUCACAGCUUAUGAGAAUAAUAAAGCAAGAUGACCAAAACGGAGGAAGAACCAGAGAGCCAGACUUCGGGGGAAUUUUAUGAGAAAUAUGAACCGAAGGAAAUAUUGGGCAGAGGUGUGAGCAGCGUUGUGCGCCGCUGCCUGCACAAAUCCACACGGGAGGAGUUUGCAGUCAAGAUCAUCGACAUCACGGCUGGGAAUCUCUCGCCAGAAGAGAUCCAGGAGUUGAGAGAAGCCACGCUCAAGGAGAUUGACAUCCUGCGCAAGGUCUCUGGGCACCCCAACAUCAUCCAGCUGAAGGACAGCUUUGAGUCGCACACCUUCUUCUUCCUGGUCUUUGAUCUAAUGAAGAAAGGGGAGCUCUUUGAUUACCUGACCGAGAAAGUCACUCUCAGUGAGAAGGAGACCAGGAAGAUCCUGCGCUCGCUGCUGGAAGUGCUGCACUUCCUGCACGGGAUGAACAUCGUCCACCGGGACCUGAAGCCGGAGAACAUCUUGCUGGACGACGACAUGAACAUCAAGCUGACUGACUUUGGUUUCUCCUGCCAAUUGCAGCAAGGCCAUACCUUAAAAGAGAUCUGUGGGACUCCUGGUUACUUGGCUCCGGAAAUACUGGAAUGUUCUAUGGAUCCGGACCAUCCUGGUUAUGGGAAGGAAGUGGACAUGUGGAGCACGGGGGUGAUCCUGUACACGCUCCUGGCGGGGUCCCCUCCUUUCUGGCACCGGAAGCAGAUGCUGAUGCUGAGGAUGAUCAUGAAAGGAGACUACAAGUUUGGAUCCCCUGAAUGGGACGACCAGUCAGACACCGUCAAAGACCUGAUUGCCCACUUCCUGGUGGUGAACCCCAAAGAACGCUACACCGUGGAGGAGGCCCUGGGCCACCCCUUCUUCCAGCAGUACGUGGUGGAGGAGGUCCGCCACUUCAGCCCCUUCCGGAAGUUCCGGGUCAUCGCCUUGACGGUCUUGGCCUCGGUCCGCAUCUACCUCAACUACCGCAAUGUGAAGCCCAUCACGCGGGAGGUUCUGCAGCACGACCCCUACGGCCUGAAGCCCGUCCGGAAGAUGAUCGACGCCUGCGCCUUCCGUCUCUAUGGCCACUGGGUCAAGAAGGGUGAGGCCCAGAACCGGGCCGCCCUCUUUGAAAACACCCCCAAGGCCAUCCUGCUUACCCUGGCCGCUGAAGAGGAGCUCUUCUGAGGGAAGGGGAGCAUCGCCAGCCCCCCAAAAUGGGUGGAAAAGCGGGGGAAAAGUGUCAGGUAGAAAAAUGCUGUAUUGGAUAGGAAUGCAUUGCAUGUACCUCCAGUGUGUGGAAAAAUACACUUCUAAAGGGCAUGUGGUCACAGCACAAUCCAUUGUCAGGAUUAAGAAGAGAUAUGAUCCCGGAGACAGCUGAGUUAUAAAGUGCCUUGUAUGUGCACUUCCUCUUUGCCACAUGCUUGCUCUCAGCCAUCUUUUGAUAUCUUUUGAUCUCUCUGCCUCUGUAAUCUAUUGCUAUCCUUGUUGUGUGCGUGUCUUGCCAUGGUUGUGAGUAUUUCUGUAUACCGAUAGCAGACCUGUAAAUAGUUGUAUGUCACUAUGACUGAAGAAUAAAUCUCCAAAGCAGUUUGGAUGAAA
Messenger RNA from Anolis sagrei ordinatus, 1819 nucleotides. The record is from RefSeq and is a predicted model, not a curated record. NCBI's taxonomy places the organism in Eukaryota, Metazoa, Chordata, Lepidosauria, Squamata, Anolidae.